UUGCCAAACUCCCCAGACCCUAACCUAUUUGGGGUUUUGUAAAUUUGUAAUAAAUUUGGAAUAUUUGGAUUGUUCACUUCUCAGAGUUAACGUUAACGUAAAGUGACAGUGUUAUAUGUGUGUAUAUAUCUUACAUGAAAGAAUUGUUCUAAGGAAUUAUUUACUGUUAUUUAAAUAACUGGUCAACUUAAAAUUCACCAAUUCUUUAACUUAAGUUAACACUUGUUAACAAAGUAAAUGGUUAAGUGAGAACUUUAGAACUUUUAUUGAAUGAUAAAAAUCAGUAUUUAUUUAGGAGGAUCAUCAAAAUGGAACCAAUUCCUGGUAUUCUGGUAGUUAGUUGUGACAGUAAUACGGAACCAUCUAUAAUAGCAAAGAAAAUCUUUGAUAAAGAAGGACUCCCGUUUAACGCUCAAACUACAGAAGGCAUAGACUCAUAUCCAUGGCAUAUCAGUACCAAGUAUUAUGAAACUGACGUUACUUUGUACACUCUACCCACAAAAAUGUUACUACCUCAAAGUUUGGCUGAUGGAGUACAGGCUGUCAUAAUAUAUUUUGACAGUUUGCAGAAAAAUGGACUGGAAGUGGUAGAGAGCUGGAAUUCUUUUUUGAAAGACUACGAAGUUGACAUUAGCAUUCUGCUUUGCAACCGAUGCAAUGACUGUGGCGUCUCCAAACUUUCAGCACUAGAGUGGUGUGUACAGCAUGGGUUCGAGUUGGUAGAACUGGAUCCAGAAGUUGAUGAGGAGUGGGAAGCCGAACAAGAUUUUGUAGAAACAACUGGAAUCAAAAGAGUCGUCCAAGCUUUGCACGCACAUGUCUGGCCCAACCUAACUCUCAAAGACAGAAAAGAGCCAACAUCAAUGUCAGCUCUUCUUCACGGAGGUCAGGCAAGUGGUGAGAUCAUCGGAGAUUCACUAAUACUAGACACUCUACCUGCCGAACUUGCCGAAGGAAACAUCGAAGACAGACUGGAUGAGCUGUUGGGAUGUGAGUCAGAGACGGAUUUCUAUCAGCUGUUUGGAGAACUGCAGACGAUGAAAGAGCGAAUGUCAGCUCUACCCAAUGAUCAGAGGAAGGCGUGUGCAGAACAGGUCGUGUUAGCAUUCUGGCGUGCAAUUGGAGGGGAAGCAGAAGAAGUUGAGCCUGAUCUACCAACAACGUAGUGUUUUGACACCUCGUAGUGUUACUAACUUGGAAGUUCAGUCUACCCAAGUUUCGUCAUUCUCAACCUAAUAAAAUAGUGUGGCUGUGUUGGAAUAUAAAAGUAUGAUUUUGUAAUAUUCUUUAAUUUUAUAAAUGGGUCGAUUCUGAAACUCUCUUGAGUGAUGCUGAAAUUUAAAUAAAAAUCAAUCUCCACCUGUGUCUUUUGUUGGCUAGCCAACUAGAACUCCUUUGUUCAACGUUUGUAAUCAAACAGCUCAUUGAUAUCGCAACAACUUUGCUGAUCAAAAACCUGUAGAAUACUGCAGCCAAUUGCUGGUGGCGUACAUCCCCGCAACAACCCCCAAAAUAAAGGAGAGUGCCGAGGUCCAGGGAGCACUGAGGUCCGACAGUCGCAGCUCACCGCAAUCGCCAAUAAAGGUGUUGUUUCGGUGACUGCGGGCACAGUUUUUGCUGAGAUAAAGAAUAGAAUAAAAUAGCUUACUUCCCUAUAGGGAAAUUCGCGAACAAGUGGUGCUGU
Molecule: messenger RNA, 1684 nt
Organism: Macrosteles quadrilineatus (aster leafhopper)
Lineage: Eukaryota; Metazoa; Arthropoda; Insecta; Hemiptera; Cicadellidae
Product: alpha- and gamma-adaptin-binding protein p34-like
Exons: 7
Coding region: 309-1166 (285 amino acids)
Source: RefSeq, a predicted model, not a curated record